GUCGACUCAGCCGAACUGUGAAUGCAGUUUUGAUUUCAAUUCCUUAAGGAUCUUCUUCGUUAUGGCUACUUGUUUGCGUGGUAUCACGAAUAGAGUUAAUCUUUUACAGAGACGAGUGUAUCCAUCGUGUGGUCAUCUGAUUCGUGAUGAUAGAGAUGAAACUAAAUCUGAUUCUUCGAAUUCGGAUACAAUGAUUCGUAAAGUCUUAGCAAGUAAUGGGACUAGCAAGCUUAGCUCUAUGUCUUUGGAGAGGCAUUAUCAGUCGUUUUCGUUUUCUGGGCCAUUGGGUCUUGGAUUGUCGUCGUGUCGGUAUAUGAGUUCUACACCACCGGAAUGGUCUGAUAAAGUUGAUGGUAUCGACUUUGUGGCAACGGAAGUUGUUCCCGAUGAAAUCAUUGAAGCUGUGACGACCACAAGCCAAGCUGUUCCUGCUAUAAACGAGGUUGCUAUUGCUGCUGCGGAUUCUGCUUUUCCUGUUGCUGCUUUGCAGCAUUUGAUUGAUGGUGUGCAUUCCUUUACUGGCCUAAACUGGUGGGCUUCAAUAGCCUUGACAACUGUUCUUAUUCGUGGAGUUACAAUACCUAUUCUUUUGAAUCAACUAAAGGCUACUUACAAACUCAAUGUUCUGAGGCCACAACUGGAGGAGUUAAGGCAAGAGAUGAGCACUAAGGCUCAGGAUCCUGAAGCCAUGGCAGAAGGUCAAAGACGGAUGCAAUUAUUGUUUAAAGAACAUGGAGUAACUCCAUUUACACCCCUCAAAGGACUUAUUAUUCAAGGUCCCAUCUUCAUCAGCUUUUUCUUUGCGAUCAGGAAUAUGGCUGAGAAAGUCCCAUCAUUUAAAACCGGGGGAACUCUUUGGUUUACUGAUCUCACCACUGCAGAUACCACAUAUAUCUUGCCACUUCUCACUGCAGUGACUUUCUUGAUUAUGGUAGAGUCAAACAUGCAGGAAGGUCUUGAAGGCAAUCCAGUAGCUGGAACUAUGAAGAAAUUCUCAAGAAUCAUUGCCUUCCUUUCUAUUCCAAUUUUGAUAGGCAUUGAAAAGGCAUUGUUCUGUUACUGGCUUACUUCCAACCUGUUUACUCUUGUGUAUGGAUUAACAUUAAGACGUCCUGAUGUGAGGAAGUUCUUGAAUCUCCCAGAUGUUGUCAACUCUUCUACUAGGCAGCCAUCACCGGUGUCGCCUUUGCCAUUUUCCUUUCCCGAGACAAAAGACCAAAGUGUUGUUGCUCAAGAAAAACCUCCAAUGUCGUCCUCCGAGUCAUCUUCAAGUGUUCCAGAUAGAAGAAUCUCACGGAGUUCAGUUCUGAAUCAGAGAAUCAGAACUCUGGAGAGACAACUCAAGGACAGGAAGAACAAGAAGUGAGAGAUUCUUUUAUGUCAGGUUUGUUUUGCUAAAACUAGCCGAUACUGAAGAAGUAAUAAGUAUCCUCGGGAAAUUAAGAUUUUGAGUUAAUGGCGGAGUUAUAGGAAAAAUUUCAGUUAAUGUGACAACAAUCAAUCUACAAGACCUGGUGGUGAUGUUCCAAGUUUUCGUUCUGCAAAAACAGAGGAAUAACGAAUCAAUUCUAAC
Molecule: messenger RNA, 1573 nt
Organism: Arabidopsis arenosa
Lineage: Eukaryota; Viridiplantae; Streptophyta; Magnoliopsida; Brassicales; Brassicaceae
Source: the annotation of a GenBank genome assembly